GGGGCAAUAUAAUUCAGCCAUUACCAGUUAUAAGUAAGGUACAUUAUUAUACUAAUUUAUAACUGUGUGUGCCUUCAUGCAACACAUUUAGAUUUUUAUAGCAUUGUCGUAUUUCAUAUUAAUAGUCAAACUCAUAGUGAAGACACAACUUUUUAAUCAGAGGUCAGUCCACAAUAUCUAUUGAAAAUGGCAACAUCUGUAGAUUCAGUUAAUGACAGUUCAGACUUUGUGAAGGACUAUUCUUGUGUUGCUUGCGAAAGUAAAAAUAUCGAACUAAGUGCUGAUAUCUUUUGUGAAACAUGUUCGAAGUGUUUCUGUCAAACAUGCCUUUAUCACCACGAUCAAAUGUUUGUCAACCAUGUAACAUAUGGAAGAGGAGAAUCAAAUAAAUGGCCUUUAACAAAGACAACCGAGGAUUUGCUACUGAAAUGUGAUGUUCACAACAGCAAGACUCUGACAAUGUUCUGCCAGGACCACAGUCAGCUGUGCUGCUCUGAUUGUCUUUUAGUGAAUCACAGACAAUGUAAGAAUGUGGCUCUAAUUUCUGAAUCAGUAAAAAAUUCGUCAGUGGAUAUUCAGCAGUUGUCAAACAAAAUUCAAAUCAUUCUUGCUGAUCUAAAUACGUUUAAGAGAGCGCAAGAGGCCAGCAUUCAUUUCGUGGAGGGAUCAUACAGCGAAAAACUGCAAGAAAUCAGAGAGGUGCGUAAGAAAUUAAAUGCUGAUUUGGAUGGACUAGAAAAUUCAACUUUGAAAGAACUAGAUACAAUUAGGUCUACAUUGCAAACCUCUCUCAAAAAAGAUGUUGACAACUGCAGCCGACUGAAGUAUGAACUGCAACAACUCAGUGAGGCUGUACAGGACCUAUGUGAUAAGAGCAAGAAGGACAUUGAGUUCAUAGCCAGCAGGAAAUGCUUGGACAAGAUACUCGAGUCAGAGUCAUAUCUAAAGGAGAACUCAGUCAAGGUUCAGAGUUCCAUAAUAUUCAAGGCAAACAUUGACAUUGACCAGUACCUGACUAAACAGCCCAGUCUUGGAAAGAUUCUCACACUCAAGAUGAAUCCAAACCAGGUGUUGACAGUAAAGAGAAAGUCCGAAUAUAAUGUGAAAAUAUCAAGUGACACAGAAUCAAAUUGCUCUAUAAUAGGCAUUUGCAGCCUGCCUAGUGGUCAUGUCAUUGUUGCAGAUCUCGACAAUAAGAAAGUAAAACUGUUGGAUCAGAAUUACAAUGUGUCCAGUCACUGUGAUGUGGCUGAUAACCCAUAUGACAUUUGCCCAAUAACAUGGAGUGAGGUGGCUGUGGCUCUUGGUUUUACCGGUGUGCAGUUUAUGUCUGUGAGCAAUGGGCAGCUGGUGAAUGGGAGGAAGUUACAGUUACCACAUUUUGCUUUUGGCAUUGCCCACCAUAAGGGAGCAUUGUAUAUCACUUCUGGCCAAGCUCUCUACCACUACACCCUGACUGGGGCACUUGUGAAAAUGCUUUAUGAGGACAAAUCAGAUGGAUGGAGAGUUUCGAGGUGUGCAGUGAGUCCUACUGGUGACAGGAUCUAUGUUACCAACCACAGCCAGCACAAGCUGCUCACACUGGCCACAGAUGGCAGCCUGCUAUCAACGUACACUGACCCUGAACUGAAUGAGCCAACUGGUUUAAAUGUCACACCUAUAGGACAAGUCAUUGGAUACUGGUCUCAUACUGUCAUUCAGAUGGAUUGUGAGGGGAGAACGAAACUGGCCACUCUAGCUUCACAGAAAGAGGGAGUGAGCCACCCUCUGUCUGUCUGUUACAACUCCAACAGUCACCAGAUCAUCGUAGGGAUGCAAGAUAACAAUAAAAUCAUUGUUAUGAAAUUGAAAUAGCGCUUCUAGUGGAACAAACAUUUCUAUAAACGCUGUUAUGAAUGAAAUUUCAAAUUUUUCUAUGAAUGAUGCAUUAAGUUUAACGACUUUAUAUCUAGGUAAAGAAAUGAACAUAUACUUUUUACUUUUAAUGAAAUUUAUUUUUAAAAUGAAAUGUUUAAUGAUCCUAAGAUAGUACAAUGUAUGACAACUAUCUAUGGUGAUGAUGAUUUGUUCUUUUGUCUCGCUUCAUGUCAGAUUUGCCAUGUAAAAAAAUCUUAUAAAUAAUAUACGGUUUCAUGUGUAUUAUAUGUUAAGCAAUUAUUGAGAUGUAUUAAUAUUAUAUCAUGUAUAUAUCUGAUCAAUAUGUUGAAUUAUCCUAUUGUAUCAUGUAUAUAUCUGAUCAAUAUGUUGAAUUAUCCUAUUAUAUCAUGUAUAUAUCUGAUCAAUAUGUUGAAUUAUCCUAUUUAUAUCAUGUAUAUAUCUGAUCAAUAUGUUGAAUUAUCCUAUUAUAUCAUGUAUAUAUCUGAUCAAUAUGUUGAAUUAUCCUAUUAUAUCAUGUAUAUGUCUGAUCAAUAUGUUGAAUUAUCCUAUUAUAUCAUGUAUAUAUCUGAUCAAUAUGUUGAAUUAUCCUAUUAUAUCAUGUAUAUAUCUGAUCAAUAUGUUGAAUUAUCCAAUUAUAUCAUGUAUAUAUCUGAUCAAUAUGUUGAAUUAUCCUAUUAUAUCAUGUAUAUAUCUGAUCAAUAUGUUGAAUUAUCCGUUAACAAUUAUUUUGAGAAAAAUAUGUUUAAUCAUUUAUGUUUUCUUUUUCAAUAAAAGUUUUUAUAUUUGGUACUUGUGCCUCUGAUAGCCUAUUUCAGUAAUCAUAAUACAAAACUUCUGUCUUAGAAGAAACUUGAAUUCAAUAAAAUAUUACAAUUA
Molecule: messenger RNA, 2754 nt
Organism: Dreissena polymorpha
Lineage: Eukaryota; Metazoa; Mollusca; Bivalvia; Myida; Dreissenidae
Exons: 3
Coding region: 187-1854 (555 amino acids)
Molecular function (GO): zinc ion binding
Source: RefSeq, a predicted model, not a curated record